Lonchura striata (white-rumped munia) is the source of this 7318-nucleotide messenger RNA. Lineage: Eukaryota; Metazoa; Chordata; Aves; Passeriformes; Estrildidae. The record is from RefSeq and is a predicted model, not a curated record.
UGCUGUCCUUGGUGGAGGGGGUCCCACACCAUGUGCUGAGGUGUGGGACAGAGGGCACGUGGGGAUGGGAGUGGUGCCCCUCACUUGGUGCCCUUGUCUGGGGGUGCUGUGCCCUGCUUUGGUGCUGUGCUGGAGCUCAGCGUGUCUGCUGUGCCAUCCCCAGGGGUGAGCUCUGCCUCUUGGCCCCGCCAGGUGCUGACUGCUGUGCAGACCCAGGUGCUGAGCCUUUUCCCAAGGCUCCUCUUUCACUCUUUAGGUCUGGGGGCUCUGGUGGGUGCCCCAGCUUGGCCUGAGCUGGCUUAACCCAGCGGUCACUGCUUGGUGGUCGUGUUCUGUCCCUGGCUGAAAUAGCAGUGGCAGCUUCAGCCCCAGCGCAGGAGAAGGGGUGCUGGUUUAAACUUCAACCUGCUGUUUUCCCAAGGUACCAGCCUUCCCAUCCUGCUCAGGAAGGAGCAGCAAAGUCCCGUCCAGUGGGAAAUGAGGUGGGGCAGUGCCUCUGGCCCUUGCCGGGGGCCUAUGAGCUGUCAGUGUUUCAGAUAAACUGUUGGCUGGCUGUUUUUCCCAAGGUCUGUGUGUGUUAUUGACCCUUUCAUGCAGGCACGGGGGAGUGCUGGGGUUGGUGCUGAUAGCUGGAGCUCUGAAUCAGGAGAAUCUGCCUGAAUAUGUGGUCAGUGUGGUGUGCUGGCGAGGAGAAGCGCGUGGGCACACGCACCGUGCUGGUCGGGCACCGGCCCGUGCCGGACACCGAGGCGUGCCUGGCACAGAAGUUCUGCGACAACCGGAUCGUCUCCUCCAAGUACACCCUCUGGAACUUCCUCCCGAAAAACCUCUUCGAGCAGUUCCGAAGAAUCGCCAACUUCUACUUCCUCAUCAUCUUCCUCGUGCAGGUGAUAGUGGACACCCCCACCAGCCCGGUGACCAGUGGCCUCCCGCUCUUCUUUGUCAUCACUGUCACAGCUAUCAAACAGGGGUACGAGGACUGGUUGAGGCACAGAGCUGACAACGAAGUGAACAAAAGCAACGUCUUUGUUGUUGAAAAUGCAAAGCAAGUGCGGAAAGAGAGUGAAAAAAUCAAGGUUGGAGACAUAGUAGAAGUGAAAGCAGAUGAGACCUUCCCCUGUGACUUGAUAUUCCUGGCCUCCAGCAGCACUGAUGGGACCUGUUAUGUCACCACGGCGAGCCUGGAUGGCGAGUCCAACUUCAAGACUCACUACGCCGUGCGGGACACCACCGUGCUCUGCACUGACGAGGCCAUCGACGCCCUCACGGCCACCAUCGAGUGUGAGCAGCCCCAACCUGACCUCUACAAAUUUGUUGGAAGAAUUAUCAUCUAUGGAAGUAACCAAGAGCCUGUAGCCAGGUCUUUAGGUCCUGAAAACCUGUUGUUGAAAGGUGCUACCCUCAAAAAUACCAAGAAGAUUUAUGGAGUUGCAGUCUACACUGGGAUGGAAACAAAAAUGGCUCUGAACUACCAAGGGAAAUCUCAGAAACGCUCUGCAGUAGAGAAAUCCAUCAACGCUUUCUUGAUAGUGUAUUUGUGCAUCUUACUGGGCAAGGCCACAGUGUGCACGACUCUGAAAUACGUCUGGCAGAGUAAUCCAUUCAAUGAUGAGCCUUGGUACAAUGAAAAGACUAAAAAAGAGAGAGACACGUUCAAGGUCCUGCGGAUGUUCACGGAUUUCCUGUCCUUUAUGGUCCUCUUCAAUUUCAUUAUCCCCGUCUCCAUGUACGUCACCGUGGAGAUGCAGAAGUUCCUGGGCUCCUUCUUCAUCUCCUGGGACAAGGAGAUGUUUGAUGAGGAGAUCCAGGAGGGAGCACUGGUGAAUACCUCGGACCUGAACGAGGAGCUGGGGCAGGUGGAGUACGUGUUCACAGACAAAACGGGCACGCUGACCGAGAACAGCAUGGAGUUCAUCGAGUGCUGCAUCGACGGGCACAAGUACAGGGACUGCACCUCGGAGCUGGACGGCUUCUCCCAGCCCGACGGGCCCCUCAAAUACUACGGCAGAGCUGAAAAGAGCCGCGAGGAGCUGUUCCUGAGAGCCCUGUGCCUGUGCCACACGGUGCAGAUCAAGGAGGCAGACCAGCUGGACGGGCUGCUGGCACACCCAGAGCGCAGACACACCUAUAUCUCCUCCUCCCCGGACGAAAUCGCCUUGGUGAAAGGCGCAGAAAAGUAUGGUUUCACUUUUCUAGGACUUGAAAACAAUUUCAUGAAAAUACGAAACCAAAAGAAUGAAACUGAGAUGUACCAGCUUCUGCACGUGUUGAACUUCGACCCUGUGCGGCGCCGUAUGAGCGUCAUUGUGAGAGCCAGCACAGGAAAGUUGCUUCUCUUCUGUAAAGGAGCAGACUCCUCUAUUUUUCCAAGGGUGCAGCAAGAAGAAAUCCAACAAACAAAAGUCCAUGUGGACCGCAAUGCUAUGGACGGCUACAGAACGCUCUGCGUGGCCUUCAAAGAACUGACUGAGAAGGAGUAUGACAGAAUUGACAGACAGCUCAAUGAAGCCAAGAUGGCUCUGCAGGACAGGGAGGAGAAGAUGGCCAAGGUUUUUGAUGACACAGAAGCAGACAUGCACCUGAUUGGGGCUACUGCUGUAGAAGACAGGCUGCAGGAGCAGCUGGCAGAGACCAUCGAAGCCCUGCACGCCGCUGGCAUGAAGGUGUGGGUGCUGACAGGAGACAAGAUGGAAACUGCCAAAUCCACCUGCUACGCCUGCAGGCUCUUCCAGACCAGCACGGAGCUGCUGGAGCUGACGGCCAGGACGGUGGGCGAGAGCGAAAGGAAGGAGGAUCGGCUCCAUGAGCUGCUGCUGGAGUACCACAAAAAGCUGAUUCAGGACAUCCCCAAAAACCGGGGGGGCCUGAAGAGAAGCUGGACGUUGAGUCAGGAGUAUGGACUGAUCAUAGAUGGCUCCACGCUGUCGCUGAUCCUCAACCCCUCUCAGGACUCUGGCUCCAGCAACUACAAAAGCAUCUUCCUGCAGAUCUGCUUGAAGUGCACUGCCGUGCUGUGCUGCCGGAUGGCUCCUCUGCAGAAAGCACAGAUUGUGCGAAUGGUGAAGAACACAAAAGGAAGCCCGAUAACCCUCUCGAUAGGGGAUGGUGCAAAUGAUGUCAGUAUGAUUUUGGAAGCACAUGUUGGAAUAGGGAUUAAAGGCAAGGAAGGACGCCAGGCCUCCAGAAACAGCGACUAUGCUGUGCCAAAGUUCAAACAUUUAAGAAAACUGCUACUAGCACAUGGGCAUUUAUAUUAUGUGAGAAUAGCACACCUUGUACAGUAUUUCUUCUAUAAGAACCUUUGCUUCAUUUUACCACAGUUUUUAUACCAGUUCUUUUGUGGAUUCUCACAGCAGCCACUGUAUGAUGCUGCUUACCUGACCAUGUACAACAUCUGCUUCACGUCGCUGCCUAUCCUGGCUUACAGCCUGCUGGAGCAGCACAUCAGCAUCGACACGCUGACCUCGGACCCUCAGCUCUACAUGAAGGUGUCGGACAAUGCAAUGCUGCAGUGGAGGCCCUUCCUGUACUGGACCUUUCUGGGCGCCUUUGAAGGACUCGUGUUUUUCUUUGGGGUUUAUUUUCUUUUUCAAAACUCAUCGCUGGAAGACAACGGAAAGGUGUUUGGGAACUGGACCUUUGGGACCAUUGUCUUCACCGUGCUGGUAUUCACCGUCACUCUCAAGCUGGCGUUAGACACCCGCUUCUGGACGUGGAUGAACCACUUUGUGAUCUGGGGCUCCCUUGCUUUCUAUGUGUUUUUCUCAUUCUUCUGGGGAGGAGUCAUUUGGCCUUUCUUGAAGCAGCAAAGAAUGUAUUUUGUAUUUGCUCAUAUGCUGACUUCUGUUUCCACAUGGCUGGCAAUAAUUCUCCUGAUCUUUAUCAGCCUUUUCCCAGAAAUUCUUCUAAUAGUUUUAAAAAAUAUAAAAGAGAAGAAUCAUCAGAGCAGCAGGAAGGCACCUGAUUCAUUGUCGGCCAGACCUUCUGCCACACCACUCCUUUUAAGAACAUUCUCAGAUGAGUCUAAUGUGUUGUAACAGGCUGGCCCCUUUGAUCUGCCUGUGUUAGUGUCAUACAAACGUAUAGAGAAUGGUUAUGUGAAGGCUGAAGAUGCUGUUACUAAUUUGGCAGAAAGAUAUCCUCUCAGGAUACCUUAAAGUGCUCCACACAAACACUGCACGUUGCCAUGUUGUAGGAAACCCAUGGUUUACCCUGGCAGUGACCUGUGAUAGUACCAAGGACUCUGAGCAGCCAGGGCACUGGCCCCACGCUACCCUUUAGUCUUUGGUCUUGAGGCUUCCCUGCCCUCCCAGAAAAAACAAUUCUGCCAAAUCCUACAGCACUGGAGGCUGAGAAACAUCUUUAGGAGUUCACCCAAAGCAGCAUGGAUUGAAGUGCAAGAGUGCAGUGCCAGCCCCGUUUCACACGAGGCUCCUGUGCCCGCUGCAGAUCUGCCCGAGAGCAGCAGGGCUGCUCCAAGCUCUGCUCUGCCUGACCAAAGAAGUAGCACAGACUUCAACCCAGUGACAUUCCCCUCCAGCCCCUGCAGGCCCUGGGAAGAGGCUGCUCCCCUCACACAGGAGGUGGAUGCAGCCCUGGAGCCCCUCUCCUGGUGCUGGGGCCGGGCAGGAUCAGCUGAAAUUCGGGAGAAAUCUUUGCCACUCUCUCCUCCAGGUGAAGCUGGGAGCAGUCUGUGGUCUGUCCACAGCAGCGGUGGCCACGUGAAGAGCUGCAGUGCUGGGAAGUGCCAGAGCAUCCUCCCACAUCCGCUUUGCUGAUGGGUUUAUUCCUGCUGGAGAGCGAAGAAAAGGUUUUGUGGCUGUGAUGGAAGGAAGCUUUUGUGGAGGAAAAAGGAAUGCCAGAAGUUGGGCUGUGCCAGACUCUGAGCCCCAGUGCCCAGGCUCCUGUGGCUGUGCUUGCAUUACUGCACUGGGCAGUUGCUCCAACACUUCAAAGGGACAGUGCAGUCCUUGGCUGAUCCCAGGGACUGGGGCUGUGCCUGUCAACCUGCAGGUGUAUAAAACUGCAUCUUGAGUUAUUUGCACUAAGAAAAAAGAAGACAGUUUAAAAUUGAAUACAUGAACCUGAUUUCAUUUUACAUCUUGUUUUUUAAAUUGGCAUGUUCUUUUUUAAAUCUACCUGUACCAUGGUGGUAGGACUUUCCUCUUUAGGUUCUGCACAGCAAAGGUGAGAUGAGAUGCCUGACUCAAUAUUUUUUUUUUUCCUCUGAUACUUCAUGUGUGGAAAGAGCAGCUUCUCGUGUUGUGUGAAGUCAUGAGCAGUGACAGAGCAGCCUGUGUGCUCCUGCUGGUUGGUGUGACAGUCCCUCCCUGGUGCUGUGUCCCCAGAGGAGCUCCUGGGAGAAGCUUUGGGGCUGGUUUCAGGAGCAGCAAGCUCUGCACUGCCGCUGGGUGUGGUCCCGCUCGCUCAGCUGUGUGUCAUGUCUGUACAACAGGACAAUUUGGGACUGCACAGAACAACCCCCUCACCAAAUUUUGUUGAACUGCAGACUAUUAAUUUUUGGAAGAACCAAGCCUUGCUCUCUGGCUGCCAUCCCUGCUGUUCGUCUGCAGCUGGUGCGGCUCAGCUGCCGGCAAAGCCUCUCGUGCAUCGUGGGGAUGCUGGGGGGCCUGAGCUGAGUGGGAGAGGGGAGUGCACAGCCCCUGGGGCUGCUCUGCCAUCACCAGCGUGGCAGGCACGCAGGGGCAGGAGCACAGUGUGCUGUGCUGUGCUGUGCUGUGCUCUGCACUGGCCUCGGCACGGGCGGCGCAGCGAGCGCAGCUCGGCUCCUUGCUGCACACGGGGCAGAAGCUGCACUGCCAGCAUGUGUCCCAUGGGCAAAGCUUGCAUUUUCUUCUCUUUUGGUUUUUUUUUUCCGUUUUCCUAGCUCAUUUCACAGACCUAGAAUUCAACUUGCAGACCUUGUCCCGUGCUCAACUUUCCUUGCAGAAAUGUGGUGCCUACAGAUCAAGUACACGAUGAAUACAAUGAAGAUGUGCUCUAUAUGCCAAAUCUAACCAUUCUCCUUAAAUACACGGUUGCUGACUUGUGUUUACAUAACCUCUAAAAAAUGGGCACUAAAAUGCCCAAUUCCUGUGAUUCAGAACCAUUCCAAGCCCGAAUGGUCCCAAGCAUGACACCUUGCUUCUCAGUUUGUUUUGUCAUGCUCUGCUCCAAGAGUCAGUCCAUUCCCCUGGAAUUCCAUUGGUGGUGUCAGUGGGAACAGUGGAGCCUCGUGUGUGUGAACUGUUCAAAUAAUCACGGAACCAGGAUAAUUUCUGCUGCCUGUCCCAAGACAGAACCUUCUGAGAACCAAAUCUUUCUCUUGUCAUUUCCAAGUAUCCUGUCUCCAGCUGGAACAAGCCAUUGCAACAGCUGUGCAUUCAAGCCCAAGGUGUGUGUGCUGACAGGCAGGGUGGAAUUCACCUGGAAUGUUUGGAAUAGCAAGAAAAUGCAGUUUUUCUUGGGCUUGGAUCUUCAGACAGUGCACUGGUGUAGUGCUGGGUGCCAGGACAGCCAGGCUGCCCUGGUCCUGCAGGAGAGCUGAUCCUCAGCAGUGGCAGAACCGGAAUUCGGGAUGCGGGUGGCUUGUGAAAUCAGGAAACAGGAGACCCCUCCUGGGGUUGGAGAGGGGCAGAAGUGCUGGUAGGGCUGCCAGCUGUGAGGCAGCAGUGGGACAGGGAUGCUGUGCUGGCUGCUCGUGUUCCAUGGUGCUCACGGUGCUCCUCAGGUACAGCAAAAGGUCAGUACAGGCUUUUCGGUGGAGAAACUUGAAGGAAAAAAGGCUGGGGUUUUCUCAUAAUAAUUUGUUGAAGUUUUAUCACUGAUUAGUGACACUGAAAGAUAAGGAAAGUAAUUAAGAUUCCCUCUAAAACUCUUAUGUGAUAACAGUGGAGCUUGGUGUAGUCAUAGCGACUUUUCAAAAACUAAUCCUAAUCAUUAUGAGAAUAUUAUAAAUGACUUGGAAUUGCAUAAAGGCUUCAAAUUGAAUUUGUAUACACACAGUUGAAAACCUUUCCUAAUACUGCACCAUUUAUCAAAUUUCCCAGCUAUGAUUUUUUUUUUUUAAUGUAGUGUAUAGAAAAUGUAAAUUAUAUACAGGCAAUGAGCAGAUACAUUUUCAGCUUCUUGCAAAGAAAAAGGACUGCAACCUUACAUUUUUUUCACUUAAAUGCAAUUUUAUACAUUUAUGUUGCUUUAUAUAAAGGAAAUUGAAUGUGAAUGUUACCUUUUAUGAAUGCAACUUGCUCUUUUUUCAUUACAGAAACUUUUGUUUGAAGUAAUCAAUAAACUUUGGUAUGUUGUUCUGAUUAAUAUA